UCCAGUUCCGGAAAUCACAUCAUCGACACGAUAACAUCAACAUCGUUUUAUUAGCUAGCUACCUAACGUUAAAAAUUAUUAAAAGUAUACAUUAUUGGAUUGCCGCUUAGCUAAGAAGAGGGUAUGAAUUAACCGUUUGGGAUCGACUUCUCACCGGUCAAGCGUGAAGGCUCAGCAUGUGCACGUCAGGAAAGUACAGUUCACGGGGCCCAGCUCUGAUUCCACGGAUGAAGACCAAGCACCGCAUCUACUACAUCACCCUGUUCUCUGUGGUGCUGCUGGGACUCAUCGCCACAGGGAUGUUCCAGUUCUGGCCACACUCCAUCGAAUCAACGGCAGACUGGAGCCUGGACCGACGCAGCGUGCACGAUGCACCUCUAGUCCGACUGCCUGUGUCCAACCCUAUUCCUGAGAGAGGGGACCUUAGCUGCCGAAUGCACACAUGUUUUGAUGUGUAUCGAUGUGGCUACAACCCUAAGAAUAGAAUCAAGGUGUACAUCUAUCCUCUGCAGCGUUUUGUGGAUGAGGUAGGAGUGCCCAUCAGCAGCACAGGCCUGUCCCGAGAGUACAAUGACCUGCUCAGUGCCAUCUCUGACAGUGAGUUCUACACUGACGACGUCACCAGGGCAUGCCUGUUCGUCCCCUCUAUCGAUGUGCUCAAUCAGAACUCUCUGCGCAUUCGGGAGACUGCCCAGGCUCUGGCCAUGCUCCCCAGGUGGGAGAAAGGGAUGAACCACCUUCUGUUCAACAUGUUACCUGGAGGACCUCCAGACUACAACACAGCCCUUGAUGUGCCAAGAGACAGGGCUCUGCUUGCAGGGGGAGGCUUCUCCACGUGGACCUACAGGCAGGGUUAUGACGUCAGCAUCCCUGUGUACAGCCCUCUGUCUGCAGAUGUGGAGCUGCCCGAGAGACAGCCUGGGCCCCGGCGCUACUUCAUCCUGUCAUCUCAGACGGCCAUCCACCGUGAGUACCGGGCAGAGCUGGAGAGGCUGAAGGAGGAGAACGGGGAGGCCCUGCUCCUCCUGGACAAGUGCAGCAACCUCUCUCAGGGAGCUGCCUCAGCUAGGAAACGCUGCUACAAGGGCCAGGUGUUCGACUACCCCCAGAUCCUCCAGGAGUCGUCGUUCUGUGUGGUGCUGCGCGGGGCUCGGCUGGGACAGGCCACCCUCAGUGAUGUGCUGCAGGCUGGCUGUGUCCCUGUCAUCCUAGCAGACUCAUACAUCCUGCCCUUCUCUGAGGUCCUCGACUGGAAGAGGGCAUCCGUGGUCAUUCCAGAGGAGAAGCUCCCAGAGAUGUACACGAUCCUGAAGAGUAUCCCUCACAGGCAGGUGGAGGAGAUGCAAAGACAGUCCCGCUGGUUCUGGGACGCUUACUUCAGCUCCAUGAAGGCCAUCGGCAUGACAACGCUUCAGAUCAUCAAUGACCGCAUCUACCCCUAUGCUGCACGCACCUACGAACAGUGGAACAACCCCCCUGUGGUGAAGUGGUCGAGUGUGAACAGCCCCCUGUUCCUGCCUCUCAUCCCACCGAGGUCCCCAGGGUUCACUGCUGUGGUGCUGACCUAUGACCGCAUCGAGAGCCUCUUCCGGGUCAUCACUGAGAUCGCCAAGGUUCCCAGCCUGGCCAAGCUACUGGUGGUGUGGAACAACCAGAACAAGAGUCCCCCUGACGAGUCUCUAUGGCCAAAGAUUGGCGUACCUCUCAAGGUGGUGCGCACCAAAGAGAACAAGCUCAGCAACCGCUUCUUCCCCUACGACGAGAUCGAGACGGAGGCUGUGCUGGCCAUCGAUGACGACAUCAUCAUGCUGACGUCUGACGAACUGCAGUUUGGCUACGAGGUGUGGAGGGAGUUCUCAGACCGGCUGGUGGGGUACCCGGGUCGGCUCCACCUGUGGGACCAUGAGAUGGGGAAGUGGAAGUACGAGUCAGAGUGGACCAACGAAGUAUCCAUGGUUCUGACUGGAGCAGCCUUCUACCACAAGUACUUUAACUACCUGUACACGUACAAGAUGCCAGGAGACAUCAAGAACUGGGUGGACGCCCAUAUGAACUGUGAGGAUAUCGCCAUGAACUUCCUGGUGGCCAACAUCACUGGCAAAGCCCCCAUAAAGGUGACCCCAAGGAAGAAGUUCAAGUGUCCUGAGUGCACAGCCAUUGACGGUCUGUCCCUGGACCAGACACACAUGGUAGAGAGAUCGGAGUGCAUCAACAAGUUUGCGUCGGUGUUUGGCACCAUGCCCCUGAAGGUAGUGGAACACCGUGCAGACCCAGUCCUCUACAAGGACGACUUCCCAGAGAAGCUCAAGAGUUUCCCCAACAUCGGCAGUCUCUGACCGGACAGGGCUGUGGCCCAACAACCCCCAGACACCCAUACAUACCCAGCAUCUAGUUCAGGGGAGACAUAAACUCUUAUAUCUCUGUCAUAUAGAACUAUCUGGAAGGUUGUUGUUGAUCUCUGUAGGGUGGUGUGGGGGUGGGAGCCUGUAUUGUUACCUUUCCUAAAGACUGGUUUGUAGUGGCUGUAAGUCACUCUGGAUAAGAGCGUCUGCUAAAUGACGAAAAUGUAAAAUGUAGUGAAAGUGGUGAGAGGUGAGGGGUGUGUGCUCAUUGGUUGACUGGACAGAAUCCACUGCGCUGGAGAUGAAUCCACUGUGCGACUGAGAGAUGACUAAGCUAUGGCCACCAUUACUACUGUAUUAGAGCCAGAGGCCCCGUGGGCUCUUUGGCUGAUCUGGGAUCAGUGUAUAUAAAUCACAGCAGUGCUAGAUUUUAAUGUAGCAUGGUGAGUCAGGAACACUGUCUGCCAAGCACAUGGGGGAGGGGGAUGUGUAAUAUGUUGAAACCCCAUAGAAAUAAUAUAUCCCAUGUCAUUUAUCUGAUGAAUUUUUUAAAUGAUAAAUAGAUGAAAAACAAGCUAGUGUUAGAGGGUGCUCUCGACAAAGAUCAUUUCAUGGCAUGAGCUAUUUAAUGUGGUUAGUGUGAGCACUGCAGAGGUGCAUGGUCAGCUUUCUCUGCAUAGAGGACAUAUUGCGAAUAAUAUGUACACAAUAUAUAUUUAAUGCCAAUUGUUCUACUGCUAACACUUUUCAAAAGAAUGACCGGUAUCUGGACAUUUUAAUUACUUUUUUUAAGUGUUGUGCUGCAUAAUAUCUAAACUAUUGCAGUAACAUCUAGUCUGGUAUAGUAGUGAAGCUACUUUAAUUAAUGUGGUGACAUUGGACUGUCUGCUUCAUGGAGAUGUCUCUUUUUGUUUUAUCCUACUGUUAGAAGUCUGUGUAGGCUUGCUCAUCUCUCCUAGCGUUUCAAGUUCAAGUCAGCACACACUUUUUAAGAUGUCAAUAUUGCCUUUGUUUUAGUUUUUUACAUUCAUAAGAAUUGUUUGUGAUAAAUGUGUCCCAAAAUAUAUAUAUAUAUAUAUAUAAUUACUUUGUAAAGAAAUUGACGAAAUACAUGCUAAAUAAAGAUAAUGUUUUUCAUA
Coregonus clupeaformis (lake whitefish) is the source of this 3481-nucleotide messenger RNA. Its product is annotated as exostosin-2. The transcript is spliced from 15 exons. The record is from RefSeq and is a predicted model, not a curated record. Gene Ontology annotation, cellular component: membrane. Lineage: Eukaryota; Metazoa; Chordata; Actinopteri; Salmoniformes; Salmonidae. Gene Ontology annotation, molecular function: glycosyltransferase activity. The coding region runs from base 177 to 2336 and encodes 719 amino acids.